Molecule: messenger RNA, 1176 nt
Organism: Vidua chalybeata
Lineage: Eukaryota; Metazoa; Chordata; Aves; Passeriformes; Viduidae
Gene: MTX2
Product: metaxin 2
Exons: 10
Coding region: 67-894 (275 amino acids)
Biological process (GO): mitochondrion organization
Cellular component (GO): SAM complex
Source: RefSeq, a predicted model, not a curated record
GCUGCCCCGCCGGCGGCGCGGCGCCCAGUUCCUGUGCGUGCCCUCGGCCCGCCCGCCCUCCGCGACAUGUCGCUGGUGGCCGAGGCCUUCGUGACUCAGCUGGCCGCCGCAGAGCCUUGGCCUGAAAAUGCUGCAUUGUAUCAGCAACUGAAGGAGGAACAAAUUUUGCUUUCUGAUAAUGCAUCUUCCCUUGCUGUUCAGGCCUUUUUGCAAAUGUGCAAUCUGCCAGUCCGGGUGAUUUGCAGGGCAAACGCUGAGUACAUGUCCCCAUCUGGCAAAGUACCCUUUAUUCAUGUGGGAAAUCAAGUAGUAUCUGAACUUGGGCCCAUAGUCCAGUUUGUAAAAGCCAAGGGCCAUUCUCUCAGUGAUGGGUUGGAUGAAGUCCAAAAAGCUGAGAUGAAAGCCUACAUGGAACUGGUCAAUAAUAUGCUCUUGACAGCAGAGCUCUAUCUCCAGUGGUGUGAUGAUGUUACAGUAGAGGAGAUUACUCACCCAAGGUAUGGCUCUCCUUACCCGUGGCCUCUUAACCGCAUUUUGUCCUAUCAGAAGCAGUGGGAAGUCAGGCGAAAGAUGAAAGCCAUCGGAUGGGCUGGAAAGACACUUGAACAGGUGCUUGAAGAUGUAGAUCAGUGCUGUCAUGCUCUCUCCCAGAGAUUAGGAACACAACCAUAUUUCUUCAAUAAGCAUCCAACUGAAUUAGAUGCUCUGGUGUUUGGACAUCUAUUCACAAUCCUUACUACUCAACUAAUCACUGAUGAACUCUCUGAAAAAGUGAAGAACUACAGUAACCUCACAGCGUUUUGCCGGCGAAUAGAGCAGCAGUACUUUGAGGGUCAUGAGAAAGACAGCUCUACAAUUGCAGCCCGAUCUUCCAAGAGGCCCUUGCUGAGAUAAGCAUGGUGCUUGAGUUGGAUCACAUUGCAGUUUUGGGUUUAUCAUUGCUCAAUAAAUUGAUUUUGAGAAUGGAAAUGUGUGUUAGCUUUUUGAAGCUGCCAAAUCAUUCUGGAGCAAGAAAAAAUGUUAAAUACAGGUUUUGUGUUGUAGAAUAUACUGUGCACAUUUAAGCUGAAAUGUCUGUAUGAGUGUUUCCAUUUUAAUAGCCUGUAUGCCACCUACUGUAAAGUGACCUUGGGAAAAUAUUGUAUCUGUUUCAAAAAAUAAAACACUGAAAGUUGA